CCGGCCUUGCACCGGAAGUGUCGUCAUCCCUAAGCAGCUGUGAUGGCGAAGGCUGGAGAGUGGAGACGCUGGAACUGGUAAUGGAGUUGGUUCGGAAGCUGUGUUUGCGGAGCGGCCUGGAGAGUAGUUACGAUGCGACUGGGUUGAAGCCCGAAAUGUUGCCAAAUAACCGGUGUGCUGCUGUCUUCAUCAUUUUUAUAUUCACUUACCUGAUACUUGUGCAAAGAAUGAAGAAGCAGUAAGAGGAUCGCUCCUUGGCGGUCACAGGAAUAGUGUCAGGAUUACAAUACAUUACAUUUAAGGAAAUGCUGAUAUUCUGAGAAAGGCUUGCUCCUGUGAACAAAUUUCACAGUGUUUGUGUGUACAUUAAAGAUGGCUGGACAAUUCCGAAGCUACAUAUGGGAUCCAGUCCUUAUCAUCUCCCAGAUUUUAUUAAUGCAAUUAAUCUACUACAGCUGCUUAGGACUUUGGAUUGCAGUGCUGGACUUGGUCGUUCACUACAGCCCUUCCCUUGACCAGAUAUUUAAUUGUGGAAUUUUGGGAUUCUCAUCAGUUCCCGGGCGUGUCUCUAUGAUGGCUUUUAUCCUGAAUUCGUUGACAUGUGCUCUGGGUCUAUUGUACUUUAUCCGCAGAGGAAAGCAAUGCUUGGACUUUACUGUAACAGUCCACCUGUUCCACCUGUUUGGUUGUUGGAUUUAUACCUCCCAGCUCCCCAGUUCAUUCACCUGGUGGCUUCUUAACGUUGUCUGCAUUGCUUUAAUGGCAGUGAUAGGGGAGUAUCUGUGCAUGCGAACUGAACUCCGCGAGAUUCCUCUUAAUUCAGCACCCAAAUCCAAUGUGUAGACUUUUUAACCCACUGGACGUUUACAGCAUACCUCUCCAAAAUCUUCAGUACUUCAGUAUUCUUACAUUUUUUUCCAUUGGUUGACAUCGUCGGCUUUUUAAACUGGUGUCUGGAGUUUUUUAGCUCUAGAUGUGCAGGGAGGGUUGCUAAUGGCAGCUGCCCAAAGGGCAUGUCAGUACGACACAGGUUCCUGAGUGUUCCCUGCUUACUUUGCACACACAGUUACAGACUUUGUUUCUGUAUGCCUCUUAUAUUUUUCCACCCAUUUACAGAAAUAUUCAUUUUGGUCUAUAUAUUUCCUUAAAGGAUUAAUAUAUUUCUGUUUAAGCUAAUUUAUUGAACUAAGACAUGUUUCAUAUCUGGCAGUGACAGAAAUAUAGAUGAGCCAAUGCACACCUAAUUUGCAGGGAUUUUAAAAAAAUUAAAUAAAGCGGAAUCAGGAUGGGAAAAGAGAACUGAAUUUUUACCCAUGUGGGGAUAAUUUGGGGGUGGAAGCUUUACUUUUUAUUCCUUUUCUUGCACUUUGAAUCAUUUCAGAAAGUAAAUAUGUGUUUGACUGUG
Xenopus tropicalis (tropical clawed frog) is the source of this 1405-nucleotide messenger RNA. It is a transcript of the gene sys1, whose product is annotated as Sys1 golgi trafficking protein. Bases 373 to 843 code for a protein of 156 amino acids. Gene Ontology annotation, cellular component: Golgi membrane; cytosol. The transcript is spliced from 4 exons. The record is from RefSeq and is a predicted model, not a curated record. NCBI's taxonomy places the organism in Eukaryota, Metazoa, Chordata, Amphibia, Anura, Pipidae.